AGCCCCACAAACACUGAUCACCUUAGCACACAGCACAUUCCACUGGCUCUUCCGUUUCUCAAUCCGUUCCUAAUCUUCUAGGGCUCGCCGGAAUCUCCACAGAGGUAUAACCGGAGGAGAGUUAGGGAGGGUGUCUUUGGUUGAAGAUGAGUUCCAGCUCGGAUUUGGUGAGGUUCGUGGAGUCGGUGCUGGGUGUGCCGUUGGGGGAUUCGGUGUCGGACUCGGUGAUAGUGAUAGCCACGACGUCGUUGGCUGUCAUUGUUGGGCUGCUGGUGUUGGUUUGGAGAAAGUCGGCUGCUGGUCGUAGCCGCAAGGACAAGCCGAUUCCGGUGCCCAAGCCGCUGUCUCUCAAGGACGAUGAAGGUGAUGAAGACUUCGCCGCAUCCGGUAAAAAGAAGGUCACUGUUUUUUUCGGCACGCAGACGGGAACGGCCGAGGGCUUCGCCAAGGCUUUAGCAGAAGAGAUUAAGGCAAGAUAUGAGAAAGCAGCUGUCAAAGUUGUUGAUCUGGAUGACUAUGCGGCAGAUGAUGAACAAUAUGAGGAAAAACUCAAGAAAGAGACUUUGUCAUUUUUCAUGGUGGCCACUUAUGGAGAUGGUGAGCCAACUGAUAAUGCUGCAAGAUUUUACAAAUGGUUUAUUGAGGGAAAUGAAAGGGCCCCAUGGCUUCAGCAACUCACAUAUGGUGUUUUUGGUCUUGGUAACCGUCAAUAUGAACAUUUCAACAAGGUAGGAAAGGUGCUUGAUGAGGAACUUUCUAAGCAAGGUGCUAAAUGUCUUGUUCCAAUUGGUCUUGGUGAUGAUGAUCAAUGCAUUGAGGAUGAUUUUGCUGCUUGGAGAGAAUUAUUAUGGCCAGAGUUAGAUCAAUUGCUCAAAGAUGAAGAUGAUACAACCACUCCAUCUACUCCAUAUAAGGCUGCUAUUCCUGAAUACAGAGUAGUGAUUCAUGACCUGAGCAUGACUUCUGAGGCUAACAUCUCGCACAUGGCAAAUGGGAAUGCUUCAUAUGAUAUCCACCAUCCAUGCAGAGUUAAUGUUGCUGUUCAGAGGGAGCUUCACAAGCCUGAAUCAGAUCGGUCUUGCAUACAUUUGGAAUUUGACAUAUCAGGGACUGGUAUCAUAUAUGAAACUGGAGACCAUGUCGGUGUCUAUGCUGAGAAUUGUAUUGAGAUUGUUGAGGAAGCUGCAAAGUUGUUAGGUCAACCUUUGGAUUUGCUGUUCUCUAUACACACUGAUAAUGUGGAUGGCACAUCCCUUGGUAGCUCGUUGCCACCUCCUUUCCCUGGUCCCUGCACACUUCACACAGCAUUGGCACGAUAUGCAGAUCUCUUAAACCCUCCAAAAAAGGCUGUUUUGGUUGCUUUGGCUGCCCAUGCCACCGAACCCAGUGAAGCAGAAAGACUAAAAUUCUUAUCAUCACCGCAAGGGAAGGAUGAAUACUCACAAUGGAUUGUAGCAAGCCAGAGAAGUCUUCUUGAAGUUAUGGCAGAGUUCCCAUCAGCUAAACCACCACUUGGUGUAUUUUUUGCAGCAGUAGCCCCUCGUUUACAGCCACGUUAUUACUCUAUCUCAUCUUCUCCUAGAUUUGCAUCCCACAUGGUUCAUGUAACCUGCGCUUUAGUUUAUGGCCCAACUCCAACUGGAAGAAUCCACAAGGGGGUGUGCUCAACAUGGUUUAAGAAUGCAGUUCCUAUGGAGAAAAGCCAGGAUUGUAGCUUGGCUCCUAUUUUUAUCAGGCAAUCUAAUUUCAAGCUACCAGCUGAUCCUCAAAUUCCAAUUGUCAUGGUGGGGCCAGGGACUGGAUUGGCACCUUUCAGAGGGUUUCUACAGGAAAGAAUGGCCCUUAAAGAAGAUGGUGUCCAGCUUGGUCCAGCUCUUCUCUUCUUUGGGUGUAGAAAUCGUCGAAUGGAUUUCAUUUAUGAUGAUGAGCUCCGUAAUUUUGUGGAAGAAGGUGUCCUGUCUGAGCUGAUUGUUGCAUUCUCACGGGAGGGACCUCAAAAGGAGUAUGUUCAACAUAAGAUGAUGGAUAAAGCAGCAAACAUAUGGAGCCUGAUUUCUCGAGGAGGAUAUCUUUAUGUGUGUGGUGAUGCCAAGGGUAUGGCAAGAGAUGUCCAUCGCGCCUUGCAUGUUUUAAUUGAACAGCAGGAGAAUGUGGAGUCAUCAAAGGCAGAGGCUAUGGUGAAGCAACUUCAGAUGGAUGGACGAUAUCUUAGGGAUGUCUGGUGAUGCUCCCUCCGCCAUUGUCGUUUUCUCCAUGAUUCUUGACAUCUUAGCCAAAUAUUUGGGCAGAUUUAUUCAUUGAUACCUCAAACUUCUUUUCGGUUUUUCAUCUGUGCUUCUCCCAUUUUGAAGCAUAAAAGCAGCUGUUUGUGAAGUAGUGGUUGAAACUGCAACAUAAAAUGGAUGGUUUUGUGAUCCGUUUUGUUUUCAGUGAUCCUGAAUAGAAUGAUUAUUUGUUUCCAUUUGUAGACUUCUAAACUCCCGGAAGAACAGCUUUUGAUAGACGGUAACAAGGAUGUCUGAACUUGUAAUGUUAACUACAGGUUAUUUGGGAGAAUACUGGUCCUAGUAAAAUAAUGGUGGUGUCAUGGAAUGAAAAUAAAUUUAGAGAUCUCGC
This is a messenger RNA of Rubroshorea leprosula, 2616 nucleotides long. The record is from the annotation of a GenBank genome assembly. NCBI's taxonomy places the organism in Eukaryota, Viridiplantae, Streptophyta, Magnoliopsida, Malvales, Dipterocarpaceae.